AUGGGUAAGGGGGGAAUGUCAAUUGAUGAUCAUGGAGAAGGCAAGGAAGAGAAUAUGGCUGCUUGGCUUCUUGGUAUAAACACACUCAAGAUUCAACCUUUCAAGCUUCCUACUCUAGGACCCCAUGAUGUCAGAGUUAGAAUGAAGGCUGUUGGUAUCUGUGGGAGUGAUGUACACUACCUCAAGACACUGAGGUGUGCGCACUUUAUAGUUAAGGAACCAAUGGUUAUUGGUCAUGAGUGUGCUGGGAUCAUAGAAGAAGUUGGUAGUCAGGUAAAGAGUUUGGUGCCUGGUGAUCGUGUGGCGAUUGAACCUGGGAUCAGUUGCUGGCGAUGCGGCCAUUGCAAGCAGGGUCGAUAUAAUUUAUGUGAUGAUAUGAAGUUUUUUGCUACUCCACCGGUUCAUGGUUCCCUGGCUAAUCAGAUAGUGCAUCCUGCAGACCUGUGUUUUAAGCUGCCAGACAACGUGAGCCUAGAGGAGGGGGCCAUGUGCGAACCCUUAAGUGUUGGUGUUCAUGCUUGUAGGAGAGCAAAUAUUGGACCAGAAACAAAUGUGUUGAUCAUGGGAGCUGGACCCAUAGGACUUGUUACAAUGCUUGCAGCUCGUGCUUUUGGAGCACCCAGGACUGUCAUCGUGGAUGUGGAUGACCAUCGUUUAUCUGUUGCAAAAUCUCUUGGUGUAGAUGAUAUUGUUAAAGUCUCAACAAACAUUCAGGAUGUGAAUGAAGAAGUUGAGAAGAUACAAAAAGUUAUGGGAGCUGGUAUAAAUGUUACCUUUGAUUGUGCUGGUUUUGACAAAACCAUGUCUACAGCACUGGGUGCUACUCAGCCAGGUGGUAAAGUUUGCCUGGUGGGGAUGGGACAUUCUGAAAUGACUGUCCCACUCACCCCUGCGGCAGCAAGGGAAGUUGAUGUGGUUGGAGUUUUUCGCUAUAUGAACACAUGGCCUCUUUGCCUUGAGUUUCUAAGGAGUGGCAAAAUCGAUGUAAAACCCCUUAUAACUCACAGGUUUGGAUUCUCUCAGAAGGAAGUGGAAGAAGCCUUUGAAACAAGUGCUCGUGGUGGUAAUGCCAUCAAGGUCAUGUUCAAUCUUUAG
This is a messenger RNA of Sphenostylis stenocarpa, 1095 nucleotides long. Lineage: Eukaryota; Viridiplantae; Streptophyta; Magnoliopsida; Fabales; Fabaceae. The record is from the annotation of a GenBank genome assembly.